GGAUUCAAGUUAGUUCGAACGCUAUCCAUCAAGUGGCGCGGCCGCUCACACUUCGAGUUAUUUAGUCAUUUAAAAUGCCGCCAGUUGCUGUGCCCAAUGAGGCACCAAAGAAGCAACUUCGAGUUGCAAUCAUCGGUCAGAGUACGUUCGCUGCGGAAGUUUUUAAAUUGCUACAGAAAGACGGUCAUGAAGUGGUCGGUGUGUUCACAGUACUGGACAAAGGCAACAGAGAAGAUCCACUUGCAACAAUUGCGACACAGUAUGGGAAGCCGGUGUUCAAAUAUAAGACAUGGAGAGUCAAAGGGAAGGUUAUACCUGAAGUAUUGGAGCAAUAUAAAUCUGUGAACGCUGACAUCAAUGUGUUACCUUUCUGCUCACAAUUCAUCCCCAUGGAGGUGAUAAUGUACCCCAAGUAUCAAAGCAUCUGCUACCACCCCAGCAUCCUGCCUAGACACAGGGGGGCGUCGUCUAUUAAUUGGACAUUAAUAGAAGGUGAUACGACUUGCGGUCUGUCAAUCUUCUGGGCUGACGACGGACUGGACACGGGGCCCAUACUGCUGCAGAAGUCGUUCCCUGCCACCAUCGAUGACACCGUUGACACACUAUAUAAUAAAUACUUGUACCCUGAAGGUAUCAAAGCGUUAGCGGAGUCAGUGAAUAUGGUGGCAAAUGGCACCGCACCAAGAAUUCAGCAGACGGAGGAGGGUGCCACAUAUGACCCCGCAUUAUUCAAACCUGAAACACAUCAGAUUGAUUGGUCCAAAGGUGGUAUAGCACUGCACAACUUCAUCCGUGGUCUGGACUCAUCUCCCGGAGCCACCACAUUCAUCAAACCACAGACUAAAGAGGGCAUUGUUGAGGGCAGCGAGGCUGAUGUAGAGGUCAAGUUCUUCGGCUCCUCUCUCUGGCAGGCGGAGUACGAGACUGAGGGUGACCAGCUGGUCAUACCCGGCCUUGACACACCCGCUGUCAUACACGAGGCAGGUCUUCUUAUCACCGCUAAUGAUGGAGUUAAGUUAAAUGUUCAAAGAUUAAAAAUAAAUGGUAAAAUGAUAAAUGCACAAAACUUCUUCAAAUCGAACGAAUCUAAAGUAUCACUGGAAUUAACAUCAGAAGAGAAACAGUUUGUGGAAGGAGCUCGUGAUAUUUGGAAGGCGAUAUUGAGAAUUGACAUCGAAGAUGACACGGAUUUCUUCGCGUCAGGAGCUGGUUCUAUGGAUGUUGUCAGACUUGUUGAAGAAGUUAAAGAUUUAGCACAAAUUGAAUUACAAAACGAAGAUAUUUAUAUGAAUACGAUAUUCGAAGAAUUCUGUCAAAUCGCAGUUUUAAAAUCUAGAGGAGGUUCAGAUGUAAAAGAUAUCGUUUACGAUGGAGUUGAAAUGGAAGUUAAUAAGAUGAAAAUUAAAUUCCCAACUCAAUUAUUUAUAAAUGGGGAAUUUGUUGACUCUGACAGUGGUAAAUUGUUGACUAUAGUGAAUCCGUCAGACGAGUCAGUGAUAUGUAAGGUGCAGAGUGCGUCAGUUAGUGACGUUGACAAGGCAGUCAAGGCUGCUAAAGUCGCAUUCGAGGAAGGGGAGUGGUCAAAGAUCAGCGCCAGAGAACGAGGACAGCUACUCUUUAAAUUAGCAGAUCUAAUGGAACAGCACAAAGAGGAAUUAGCGACCAUAGAGUCAAUCGACUCCGGAGCAGUUUACACUUUAGCUCUGAAGACACACAUCGGGAUGUCAAUAGAGACAUGGCGGUACUUCGCCGGCUGGUGUGACAAGAUCCAGGGUGCCACCAUACCUGUCAACCAUGCUCGUCCCAACAGGAACCUCACCCUCACCAAGCGUGAACCCAUCGGCGUCUGCGCUCUCAUCACCCCCUGGAACUACCCCCUCAUGAUGCUCUCCUGGAAGAUGGCGGCUUGUCUCGCUGCUGGCAACACUGUUAUCAUGAAGCCCGCUGCGGUAUGUCCCCUGACUGCGCUGAAGUUCGCGGAGUUGUGCGCGCGCGCAGGCAUUCCGCGAGGUGUUGUCAACAUUCUGCCAGGAAGUGGAGCUCUCUGCGGACAAGCACUCGCAGAUCAUCCACUCGUCAGGAAACUUGGCUUCACCGGCAGCACUGAGAUAGGUCAAACAAUAAUGAAGUCAUGUGCUGUUUCCAACAUGAAGAAAGUAUCUCUGGAGUUGGGAGGAAAGUCACCUCUCAUUAUAUUCGAAGAUUGCGAUCUCGAUAAAGCCGUGAGAAAUGGUAUGGCGGCUGUAUUCUUCAACAAGGGUGAGAACUGCAUAGCUGCUGGUCGGCUGUUUGUUGAAGAACGCAUACAUGAUGAAUUCGUACGCAGAGUGGUCGCUGAGACCAAGAAGAUGGCCAUCGGAGACCCUCUACAUCGUGGCACCUCACAUGGACCUCAGAAUCAUAAAGCACACAUGGAUAAACUUAUUGAAUUUUGUGAGCGCGGUGUGAAAGAGGGUGCAACUUUAGUAUACGGCGGAGGAAGAGUUGACUGCAAAGGUUUCUAUUUCACACCUACAGUGUUCACUAAUGUACAAGAUGAUAUGUACAUAGCUAAAGAAGAGUCAUUUGGCCCCAUUAUGAUCAUCAGCAAGUUUAGUAGCAAGAACAUAGACGAUGUAAUCCGUCGUGCGAAUGCAACGGAGUACGGUUUAGCGAGCGGUGUGUUCACUCGGGAUGUGUCGCGCGCGCUCGCCGCCGCGGAGAGAGUUGAUGCCGGCACUGUCUUCAUCAAUACAUACAACAAGACAGACGUCGCUGCACCUUUUGGUGGCUUCAAGCAAUCAGGUUUCGGCAAGGAUCUAGGUCAAGAAGCUCUCAACGAAUAUCUCAAGACGAAAUGCAUCACCAUUGAAUAUUAGAUGAAUAUUUUUUUGUAUUUUUUUGAUUGAAUUAUUGUUUUUUUUUUU
Messenger RNA from Papilio machaon (common yellow swallowtail), 2906 nucleotides. RefSeq names its product cytosolic 10-formyltetrahydrofolate dehydrogenase. Gene Ontology annotation, molecular function: formyltetrahydrofolate dehydrogenase activity; aldehyde dehydrogenase (NAD+) activity. The record is from RefSeq and is a predicted model, not a curated record. Gene Ontology annotation, biological process: biosynthetic process; 10-formyltetrahydrofolate catabolic process; one-carbon metabolic process. The coding region runs from base 75 to 2858 and encodes 927 amino acids. Gene Ontology annotation, cellular component: cytoplasm. Lineage: Eukaryota; Metazoa; Arthropoda; Insecta; Lepidoptera; Papilionidae. The transcript has 15 exons.